Molecule: messenger RNA, 565 nt
Organism: Melanotaenia boesemani (Boeseman's rainbowfish)
Lineage: Eukaryota; Metazoa; Chordata; Actinopteri; Atheriniformes; Melanotaeniidae
Product: GTPase IMAP family member 8-like
Exons: 3
Molecular function (GO): GTP binding
Source: RefSeq, a predicted model, not a curated record
ACCUGAUGUUCAACCUCUUAAACGCAGCAGCAGCUAUGAAAUCCUACUACCUCACAUGUCGGAGCUGAGGAUGGUUCUGCUGGGAGGCAGCUGGCCUAAGAGGAACUCAGUGGGGAACUUCAUAUUGGGAGUGGAUGCUUUUAAUAAAAAACGUCAGUUCUGUUUGAGAAUCAGUGGAACAGUGAAAGAGGACAAAAUCAUCGUCAUCAAUACUCCAGAUCUGCAGUUUCCUACAGCAGACAAACUGACAGAGUUUGUAAAAGAUUGUACGAGUGUCUCUGAUCCUGGACCUCAUGUGUUCCUGUUGGUUCUGCAGCCUGAAACUUUCACUGAGGAACAGAAAGAUAUUCUCUGCAGAGUGCUCCAGAGUUUCAAUGAUCAAUCAUUUAAUCAUUCACUGAUUCUGAUUUUACCUCCCAGACAGAAACGUUCAGGUUUGAUGGAAGAUUACAUGAAACAGCCUCCGUUAAAGGAGAUGAUCAGAAAAUGUAGAUACAGAUAUCUGAUGCAGAAGAACCUUGAACUUCCAGAGCUGCUGACACGCUGUGGUCAGAUUGUUAAAGAG